Messenger RNA from Dinoponera quadriceps, 857 nucleotides. RefSeq names its product 60S ribosome subunit biogenesis protein NIP7 homolog. The coding region runs from base 205 to 747 and encodes 180 amino acids. Gene Ontology annotation, cellular component: preribosome, large subunit precursor; nucleus; nucleolus. The record is from RefSeq and is a predicted model, not a curated record. Gene Ontology annotation, molecular function: RNA binding. The transcript has 4 exons. Gene Ontology annotation, biological process: ribosome assembly; ribosomal large subunit biogenesis. Lineage: Eukaryota; Metazoa; Arthropoda; Insecta; Hymenoptera; Formicidae.
UCAUCUAGGUAUUCAUAUUCUAUUGUAUAUUUUUGAAUAGGUGGAAUCACUUCUGAAUUUUCAUACUUCAUGGACUGUACUGGACAACGUGGUUGCAUGUAAACAAACUUGUUUGUGUGAUAUAUUACGUUGUCAUCACGUGAGUGAGAAAGAAAAAGACAAUUAACAAAGAUUAACGUGUAAUUUCGCCAAUUCUUCAAGAAGAUGAAGCAAUUAUCGGAAGAAAAAACGAAGCUGGUAUUCGAGAAAUUAACCAAGUACAUUGGCAGGAACGUGAAAAAUUUAAUAGAUCGGCCGGAUGGCAUAUACUGCUUCCGAGAGAAAAAGGACAGAGUAUAUUAUAUUUCGGAAAAGAUUUUGUCGCUAGCAAAUACUGUAGGAGCUGAACAUCUAUUAAGUCUAGGCACCUGUUUUGGUAAAUUCACAAAAUCGGGAAAAUUUAAGCUUCAUGUUACUGCUUUGCAUUAUUUAGCGCCUUAUGCUCAACAUAAAAUUUGGUUGAAAUCUUCAGCGGAGCAACAAUUCUUAUAUGGUAACCAUGUUUCGAAAUCGGGUCUCGCUCGUAUAACAGAAGGCACCUCUCAGUAUCAAGGUGUUGUUGUAUUUUCCUUAAACGAUUUGCCAUUGGGAUUCGGUGUGGCUGCGAAAAGCACGACCGAUUGCAAGCACGCGGAUCCGAUGGCGACAAUUUGCUUCCAUCAGGCAGACAUUGGAGAGUAUAUUCGUUCCGAAGAUACAUUGCUAUAACGAAGACUUAUUUUAACUUUAAAGAGUGUAUAUGUGUGUGUGGGUGCCUAAUUGUUAUACGGUGGAUUCGAUUUUUUGUAAGUUACUUUAAUAUAAAUUUAUUACUUUAA